Molecule: messenger RNA, 1293 nt
Organism: Nannospalax galili (Upper Galilee mountains blind mole rat)
Lineage: Eukaryota; Metazoa; Chordata; Mammalia; Rodentia; Spalacidae
Product: GTPase IMAP family member 3-like
Exons: 4
Coding region: 1-1293 (430 amino acids)
Molecular function (GO): GTP binding
Source: RefSeq, a predicted model, not a curated record
AUGACUGAAGGUGCAGUAGACGACAACAUUUCUGCAACAUCCUCUUCACUGAGGAUCCUCCUGGUGGGCAAAUCAGGCAGUGGGAAAAGCGCCACAGGAAACACCAUCCUUUGCCGACAAGCAUUUAAGUCCAAACUGGGAGCUCAGUCAGUGACCAGGACAUGCCAGGGAGAAACAGGCACAUGGAAUGAGAGGAAUAUCCUGGUGGUGGACACACCCUCCAUCUUUGAGUCAAAGGCCCAAGGUAUAUACAAGGACACUGGCAACUGCUGCCAGCUGUGUGCCCCAGGGCCCCACAUGCUGCUGCUGGUGACCAAGCUGGGGCACUUCACUGCCCAGGACACCAUGGCGGUGAGGAGGGUGAAGGAGAUCUUUGGGGCAGGGGCCAUGAGGCACAUGAUCGUCCUCUUCACCCACAAGGAAGACCUGGCUGAUGAGUCCUUGGGUGAUUAUGUGGCCCACACGGACAAUCACAACCUGUGGCUCCUGGUCCAGGAGUGUGGGAGGAGGUACUGUGCUUUCAACAACCUGGCCACAGGGGAGGAACAGAGGGAGCAGCUGGUAGAACUCAUCGCCCUGGUGGAGAGGUUGGAGAGGGAGCUGGAAGGAUCCUACUGUAGCAGUGACCUCUUCCUUCAAGUAGAGGCCUUGCAUCGAGGAGGGUACAGUGACCCCCAGGAAGCCCACAGACAGUACCUGGACAAGGUGAGGCAGCAGAUGCAAAAGCACAGGCAAGAGACGGAGGAGGAGGAGGAGAGUGACUGGGCACUCAAGGCAUUUCACAGAGUCAAAACGUGGAUGGCUUCUCAUGCAGACCCUGAACUCCAGAACUUCUGCCUCGGCAUGGCUGAGCCUGGUGACAAUUCUCUGAGGCUCAUUCUGUACUGCCAGAGAGCAUCCAGAAAGCGGAAGGGGAGAGGCCUCCGGGUUGUGGACACCCCAGGGCUGUUCUAUACCGAUAAGAGUCUGGGAAACACCUACAUGGAGAUCAGCCACUGUGUCCUCUUCUCUUGGCCUGGGCCUCACGCCAUCCUCCUGGUUAUGCAGCUGGGCCGCUACACAGAGGAAGAGCAAAAGGGUUUUGGUUUAGUCAAGGCUAUCUUUGGGGAGGCAGCCGUGAAGCACAUGACUGUGUUGUUCACUCGCAGAGAACAGUUGGAGGAUCACACUCUGCAUGACCUCCUAGAAGCAGAUAAUAAACUAAAAGGCCUCAUCAAAGAGUGUGGAGGCCGCUGCAUGGCCAUUAGCAGCAGAGCAGACGAGCUGAGAUGGAAGCUCGGGUGUGGGAGCUAG